UAGGUAUCGUAUUUUCCUGUUUGUGUUUUCAAUGUGAACUGUGACUUACUGUCUCUCUCGUUUCAUACGACUUUUACCUUCAAAUCGUCAAGCAGUCAAAUGUAAACCACACUGAUUAGUUGAAGUUUUUUGUUGUUGAAAAUGUCGGAGGUUGCGUCCGUUGUCCAUGAAGGAGAGAAAAACACAAAGAGAAAAAGAGUGGUCAUCUUUGGAAUUGAUGCCAACACGAUUCCCUAUAUGAGAGUUUCUUUACGAAAUUCUUUAAUAGCAUUGUUUUCGUCAUCAAUGGGAUAUUUUCUUUUUACAAGUAACUUGCGAAAAGGAGUAUUAGUUGGAAGCAUUUCAUUUGUGGGCACUUACUUUGGAACGUCAUUAUAUUUGGGUUACAGAGAUUACGACCGUUACAGGAAAUAUGUUCAAAAAAUAAAAAAUAAUGAAGUGUUAUAUACAGAAGGAUCAAUUCAGCUGGAUGAUUCAGACUAACUUUGACAUGUAAUUCUAUUUUAAAACCUUGUUUUUUGAUGAUGACUAUGGAUAAAGUGAUUUGAAAGUUUGGAUGCAGACAACUAUAAGGUGUGAUGGAUUUACUAUCAUACCAAGUGCACUGGAUUAUAAUUUAUAUACAGUGAGUUAAGACAGUUUAUGUACCGGUAUGCAUGUAUAUUCAUUGUACAUGUACAUUGUGUGUGAAGAAAAAUAAACUUCUUGUAUUAAGAAAACUUAGCUAUUUUUUUUCCCCCAUUACACCUGAGUAAAGUUAAUUUUAAAUACAUGUAAUGUUUUAAAUUCAUUUAAAAAACUUUUUUAUUGUAUAAAACCCUAAUGUAUUUCUGAAAUAGUUUCAUCAAUAAGAUUAUAAUAAUUUUCAGUAACAUAUGGUACCAAAGAAAUUUAUAUAUUUAUUGGUAAGUCUUCUAUAGCAUACUGAAAUGGUAUGAACCAGUUUUAUUCACUGGAUAUCUACCUGUAAUCAAAAGCAAUUUGUCUGAACUUCAUAUAAAAUUUAUUAAAUGUAAAACAUCUACACAUACAGCUCAGCCAUAUUAAAAUGCAUUUUAUUUGAAUCGGUUAUCGAAAAACUCAGCAAGAGGACAAAUAUAUUGCAUAAUAAAUACAAAAUGAGUUGUUGACAAAAAUAAAUGUCUCCAUCACAUUAGAUUAUGGUGGUGUGCACUAUUCAAAAAACUAAUUACAAUAACAAAGCUUAAGCCCUCUGUAUCAGGCUAAGUAAAAAAAACUAUUGUGCAUAAGUUGAAGGAUUCUGUCAAAAUAUUUCUCAUUAAGAUUUCCCAGAAAGUAUACAAAUAGAUGCUUGAUGGUGUGAACCAUAA
This is a messenger RNA of Magallana angulata, 1331 nucleotides long. RefSeq lists its product as uncharacterized. NCBI's taxonomy places the organism in Eukaryota, Metazoa, Mollusca, Bivalvia, Ostreida, Ostreidae. The record is from RefSeq and is a predicted model, not a curated record. Bases 142 to 483 code for a protein of 113 amino acids. The transcript has 4 exons.